AACGAGAGAACUUACCUCGGUCGGCACAAGCAUCCAUCACAUCAUAUCAUAUAUCACUGUACCUGCCUGCUUACUACCUACUAGUUAGUAUUCAGGCGAUGUGCAAGACUGGGUGGUCUGAUGCCCACACGACAUGCAUCUUCUAGCUAGUCGUUGACCGUUGAUUGUCCUAUCGGGUCAGUCACUUGACUAAAUAACCGUCAAUCUGCACAUUCUUGGUAGAUCAUCAUCAUUAUCAUCUCUCUCCCACAUUUCUUGUCUAUCUUCUCUGAAACACAGUCACCAUAUUCUUGGCGAUUUCUCCAGCCAAGUUGAAUCAAUAUGUCGGAGUACAAGGUGGAGUAUGAUUCGGAGCUGGAUUCCUUUCAGCUCUACCACCGCUACAAAGAACCCCAACCGAACCUCGACUGGAAGCGCGCCGCUCUCAGCGGGCCCGCACUUCCAGCGCUGGGCAAUGCCGUGGCGGGAGCAGUCGGCUCCGCGCUCUCGAACGUCGCGACGUAUCCGUUGAGUUUGAUCGUUGCGCGCUUGCAAACGCAGAAAGUGAGAAGCGGUACAAAGUCGGGUGAAUCAGAGUCGGACGCCGAAUAUACCAGCGUCCUCGACGCAGCACGCAAAAUCUACGCCGAGGAAGGAAUCGCCAGUUUCUACACGGGUCUAGCGCAGGAUACGAUAAAGUCCGUUGCGGAUUCAUUUCUCUUCUUCCUUGCGUACGAGUUCUUUCGUCAGCGCAGGAUACGUGCCCGGUUCGGGAAUACGCGCCGCAGCAAACAUACUGUUUUACCGGUGCUGGAUGAGUUAGCGGUGGGGGUUUUGGCGGGGGCGUUUGCUAAGUUGUUUACGACGCCGUUGGCGAAUAUUGUGGCGAGGAAGCAGACGGCUAAGGAUGUUGGUGGUGGGAGUACGAGGGAGAUUGCGGCGCGGAUUAGGGCUGAGAAGGGACUGCGGGGGUUCUGGUCGGGGUAUUCGGCUUCGUUGAUACUCACGUUGAAUCCGUCGAUUACGUUCUUUCUGAAUGCUGUGUUGAAGUAUGCGUUGCUGCCGAGGAGUCAGCGACAGAAGAGACCGUCUGCUGUGGCGACGUUCUUCUUGGCGGCCGUUAGCAAGUCGAUUGCUUCGUCCGUGACUUAUCCGUUUUCGAUGGCGAAGACGCGGGCGCAAGUUGCGGGGGGUCAAAUUACGGUGGGAUCUGAUAGGGAGAAGAGAAAGGAGGAUGAAGGGGUGUCGUUGAUGCCGGCGAUUGUUAGUAAUGUGGUUGCGAUUGCGCGCACUGAAGGUGUUGCUGCGCUUUAUGCUGGACUUCCUGGGGAGGUGCUCAAGGGGUUCUUUUCCCAUGGGUUUACGAUGCUCGCGAAGGAUGCGGUGUAUUCGGCUAUUGUGAAGAGUUAUUAUCUGCUGCUCAUUGCGCUUCGGAGGUAUCCGACCCCAGAGGAACUGCUUCAAAGGGCUCGCGAGCAAGCGGAGGAGUUUGCUGAUGCUGCUCGUGAGGGUGCUCGUGAUUUGGCCGAGAGAACACGGAGCGGCACGGAAGAAGUCCUAAGUCACCAGGCUGGGGGUGUGACGGUGGAUAUGACUUCCAGUGAUUUGGCGGAUUCGAAUGAGACGGCGGAGAUGGUGGGAGAUUAUGUCGAGGAUGAUGGUAGUGCGAAGACAUACCCCAUGUCGACCGACCCCCAUCCCGGUCCCGGUCUAGGGGACCUGGAGAAAGAACUCACCUGCUCGAUCUGCACGGAUCUGCUCUACCAGCCUCUUACCCUCCUCGACUGCCUGCACACCUUCUGCGGCUCCUGUCUCAAAGAAUGGUUCACUGCACAAGCCUCCCGCGCCCGGUCGUCAUCUUCCGUCCGCUUCACUUGUCCGUCUUGUCGCGCGGUGGUCCGUGAAACCCGCCCUAAUGCUACCGUUACUACGUUACUGGAUAUGGUCCUGGCGGCGAGUCCCGAUCGGGAUAAGUCGGCUGAGGAGAAGGAGGAGAUUGCGCUGAGAUACAAACAUGGUGAUUCGGUGUUCCCUGUUUUGUCGUCGGCGGAUCGGAGCGGUGAUGUUUCGGAUGAUGAGGAUCGGAGGUUGUUGGAGGAGGUAAGGGAAUUGAGUUUGCAGGAAAGUCGGAACCGGUCGAGGAAUGCUACUGCUACGACUGGUCAUCGGUCGAGGCAGUCGUCGCGGACUCGUCGCACGGAAUCGAGCGCUGAGGUGGAUGGGGCGCGACAACGACGGCGAGAAGAGGAGCGUGCUGGGCGGCGACGGCAAGGGGAGACUGCUGCGGAGCGCAAUAGACGCAUAGAGCAUCAGUCUAGCUUGCGGUCGUUGUUGAGUUUGUCGGAUACGGAGACGAUACAGGAUCAGAUUCUACGGCAGAUUCUGGAGGAGGGGCUGUUGGAUGAUAUCGACUUUGAUAAUCUGGGUCCGGCGCAGGAAGAGGAGCUUAGUGAGCGCAUCGCUGAUGCUUAUCGUCGGAGGCAUAGGCUGCGGUCUCGCUCGCAGCAACGGUUGCAGGCGCGGGAGACGAAUCAGACGUCGUCACGGGCUCGAGCUCGCUCGCAUUCUACGCAGAGACCACAGGAAAGUUCCACCACGCCAAACGAGACUAGCCGGAAUCCUCCUGUAUCGAGACCGCAUCUACUAGAUCCGCUCAUGGCACGAAAUGGGAAUCCGGGUCAUCAGAGGCGGUUGUCGGAUCAAGGCAGCAGCCGUCGGCGAACAUCACCGGUGCCUGCAAAUCCUGCUUCUUCGUCGGAGGUCACGCUGAGGCCUGCAGCGCGAUCGUCUAGUGACGUGGUUACUGACCGUCCCCGAAAUUCGCAGGCUGCCCGAGUCAGAACGGAUUCGUCGCCGCGCUCUCGACGUGCCACGGCAUCUGAGCAGAGCACACCGAACAUCUGGGUGGAAGGAGCUAGGGAACGUGCCAUCCGACGAGCUCCUGGUAGAUUAUCCAUCGAUUCACCACGGGUGGUUGCAGCUCCUGAGCAGAAUACACACACCGGAUCCUGGCCAGCGAGUCCGGGGGUGGUUGUGCCUGCGAGCAGUUCCUUGGUAGCAGAAGUGGGAGGGACAGGCAGAUCAGAGGCGCGAUCUCGACCAUCUUCGUCUCGGUCCAAUGCGCCUCGCUCUGCUAUCAUGUUCCGCGAACCGUCUAUUUCAUGCGAUCGUUGUGGCAAGGAGAAGCUACAAUAUGACUUACACAAGAAAUGUCCCAAAUGCAAUGAUGGCGAAUACCACCUGUGCUUGAGAUGCUAUCGCACCGGCGAAGGGUGUCUCGAAUGGGCAGGCUUCGCCAAGUCCGCAGAAGCGGACUUUGAACGUAUUAUCGCUUCUUCAAGUGGCCAUCCCUCGCCACUUCGCAGCAGCUCCCAGCAGCACAUCUUGCAGUCGUGCAAGUACCGUCGGGCACCAGAUAUAGCCUACCGAACCGACCGAGACGGACGAGUUAUGACCACCGACGACCCAGCCCAAAGACUAACCACCGGCUUCUUCUGCGAUAGCUGCCAAUCUCCAGCAAACGACUGCUACUGGAAGUGCGACCAAUGCAACGAAGGCGACUGGGGCUUCUGCAACCGCUGCGUGAACCAAGGACGAUGCUGCACCCAUGCCCUCCUCCCCAUCUGCCGCAUACCACCCGACAGCAACUCAACUCCAACCGCUACCGCAACCACAACCGACAACACGCCCUCCCCAUCUCUUGAAACCUACAAGAUCCUCUCCAUCGCAACAAACUGCGACAUCUGCACGCACCCCAUCCCCGACUCCACCCCGCGCUUCCACUGCCUCCAAUGCAACAACGGCGACUACGACAUCUGCACGAACUGCUACCUCCGUCUCGUGGCCAUCGGCAAAAUCCGUAAAGAAAACGGCCACAACGGCUGGCGCCGCUGCCUGAAAGGCCACCGCAUGGCCGUGAUCGGCUUCGAAGACCACGAAGAAGGCCAACGCCGCGUCAUCCUCCGUGACCUCGUAGGCGGUCGUGCCCUCAACGACGACCACCUCAUCCAGCCCUCCUCUCCAACCGCCCCCCCAAUCACCACCAUCUCCACCUCCAACUCCACCAUCGCCUCCCCUGAAGUUGGCUCCGGCGACUGGAGCUGGAAAGAGGGCUCUGAGCGACGCAAAAAGGCUUCUCGGAUUAGACCCUGGACUAUCGGUGAUCGUGAUCGUGACCGUGACCGCUCCUCAGAACCAAGCACACCCACCAUCACCACACCUUCCCCCUUCACUAUAUCCAACCCAGCUAUAUCCUCACAAGUUUCAUCCCCAACAAAUUCUACGACACCCACGAAUGGCACCCGCCGCUACCCACCCGACGGCGGCGUCGGCUUAGUCGUCCAUGCCCUAUGGUCAUGGUACCCCGAAGACGGAGUCAAAGACGAACUGAUGUUCCCGCGCGGAGCGGAAAUCACCGAGGCAGAGAAUAUCAAUGAUGACUGGUACUGGGGGUGUUAUGCGGGAUUGACGGGGUUGUUUCCGGGGGCGCAUGUGUUUGUUGCGGGGGAGGUGGUUUGAUUGAUGGCUUAUGAUGACGAUGGUGGUGAUGGUGAGGGUGACAGUUCGGGGUUUCUUUUCAUGCUGUUGAAUUUGUUGUUUGUUUUCUUUGCUGUGUGAUUUGUUUACGCUUUACUGACUGAUGAUGAUGAUAUGUUUUAUGACUUAUGUUUUGUAUGUAGUAUAUGUUGUUGUUACUUUUCUAUGAUGAAUGAACGAAUAGGUCAAUGAAAAAUAC
Molecule: messenger RNA, 4714 nt
Organism: Aspergillus vadensis CBS 113365
Lineage: Eukaryota; Fungi; Ascomycota; Eurotiomycetes; Eurotiales; Aspergillaceae
Exons: 4
Coding region: 322-4497 (1391 amino acids)
Molecular function (GO): protein binding; metal ion binding
Source: RefSeq, a predicted model, not a curated record